UCAGAUCUAGACGCAAAACCAUUUCCUCUCUCCCAAAGCUUUCAGCAUUACCCUACCCUCUCCAGAAAACCUCCAUCAAAUUCAGCAGAAAUUCAUGGGUUCAGAAACUUUCCUGGAAGUGAUACUCGCAAUACUCCUCCCACCUGUUGGGGUCUUCCUGCGCUACGGCUGUGCAGUGGAGUUCUGGAUAUGUUUGCUUCUGACACUGUUCGGGUACAUUCCUGGAAUCAUAUAUGCGCUCUAUGUGUUAGUAGGAUAGAGUGAUCAAGAACCAUAUUUGAGAUCUACGUACGUGUUAGAAACUUGCUCUUUUUUCAUGUCAUCGUCUGUUUAAUUUAAUCUUAAGAUGAUCAGUGGCUGCUUUGUUUUUAGAUUACAAUAAUAUUUGACUAAUUCGAGUGAUGUUGUUU
Messenger RNA from Alnus glutinosa, 410 nucleotides. Its product is annotated as low temperature-induced protein lt101.2. The transcript is spliced from 2 exons. The record is from RefSeq and is a predicted model, not a curated record. Lineage: Eukaryota; Viridiplantae; Streptophyta; Magnoliopsida; Fagales; Betulaceae. Gene Ontology annotation, cellular component: membrane. Bases 95 to 259 code for a protein of 54 amino acids.